Molecule: messenger RNA, 469 nt
Organism: Paramecium primaurelia
Lineage: Eukaryota; Ciliophora; Oligohymenophorea; Peniculida; Parameciidae
Source: the annotation of a GenBank genome assembly
AUGAUUAAUAAUUUACAACCCUUAUUUGGUAUGUAUAAGGAACUUUGGAUUGAAAAUGCAACUUAAUUAAAAGACGCUUUGGAGAAAUGGGAUCAACAUCAAUUAAAAUCCUGGCUUCAAAAAAUGGAAAGUUGUCUAUUUUGAUUACUUAUUAGGAACUAUAUUUACAUUCUAAUAUGAUGAGUGUAUUGGACUGCUAGAUGAAUUUUAACCAAAUUAUAUCUAGAAUUUGCCUAAUGACAUGGGCAUAUAAUGUAACAAACUAAGGACUAUGUUUUAGAAUAACUCAACUUAAUAUCUAAUAGUGAAUACCUAUCUAAAAUUGUUACGCUGUUUAAAAAAAUCUCUUGAACCAAUUUAUAAUUCUACUCAUUUGCUUAAUUCUAUAAGAAAUUUAGAAUUAUACCUUUCCUCUCCUUUGAAUUAAAAUACUAUCAAGCCAUAAGAAUGUAAUUGCACAAUAUUUUGA